Messenger RNA from Myzus persicae (green peach aphid), 1021 nucleotides. Its product is annotated as mediator of RNA polymerase II transcription subunit 27-like. Bases 101 to 1021 code for a protein of 306 amino acids. Gene Ontology annotation, biological process: regulation of transcription by RNA polymerase II. The record is from RefSeq and is a predicted model, not a curated record. The transcript has 6 exons. Gene Ontology annotation, molecular function: transcription coactivator activity. Lineage: Eukaryota; Metazoa; Arthropoda; Insecta; Hemiptera; Aphididae. Gene Ontology annotation, cellular component: mediator complex.
UUCUUUACCUUAUUAAAAACAGUUGUAUUGAACAAAAGAAACUAUUUACAAUAUUCAUUUUUUUUACAUCUACUUCUUUGAUAUACACGCAAAUAAAAAUAUGGAGUUGAAUCAUUUGCAAUUGGCUUUAAAUACCGUCCAGACAUUAAGAUUGGAGCUAACACAGUUUUUCAUUGAUAUUUGUGAAGGAGUAAAAGAUGAUGGUUCACAAACAGGCUCAAAUCAAAACCGUUACUUGUAUACUCUGAAUGAAAUGAUUGGAAAAAUUGGAAUUCGUAUGAGGGAUCUUCAGCAAGUUGUUGGGUCUUUAUCUAAUCCUCCAGGUGCUAUGUCAUUGCAAAACACAUCAUUCUUAACGCAAGAAAGUACACCCGAUCGACAAGCAUUGUAUCCUGCACUUCUGUCUUCUCAUAAAUGGCUUGAUAAUGUACAUGAAUCUAGUUCAAACGCUGUACAAAUUUUAAGACAAAAUUCAUCAAAAAAAUUGUAUUCAAAUUCCAGUUUGAGUAAGAAGAAACAACAACAGUCAAGUUUGCAUAAUAUAUCACAUAAUAUAUCAUCACAAGCUGUUGAUGUUUUAUUGAUUAAUAUUAGUCGGAUGUUUCCUGAAAUGAGUAUUAAAAUAUCAAGGCGCUCUGCAUCGACUGUUGUUCUAUUGGUUACCUUAAGUAAACUUUUACAUGCCAUUAUAUCAUUUAAAGGAGUUAUGAUGGAAUCGGUUGUUGUAAAAGGAUUUGAUGAGCCUAUUAAUCUUAAUGAUUUACAACAGGAGUUUUGGCAAGAAUCAAGAUAUUUUGUGUUUCGUAAGAUAACUGAACAUGCUAAUAUAGCUAUGGCACAUUUUUUAUCACCAACAUUGCCAGAUCUUUCAGUUCGGUCAUUCUUGACUUGGCUCAAUAGUUAUUUGGUAUUAUUCAAACAACCAUGCAAGUUUUGUGGAAAAAUAGAGAGUGAAGGAUGCCCAGCAACUUGGAAAGAUCUAAGGACAUUAGAUCCAUUCCAUUAUAAAUGUGCAUUUUAA